Molecule: messenger RNA, 345 nt
Organism: Saccostrea cuccullata (small rock oyster)
Lineage: Eukaryota; Metazoa; Mollusca; Bivalvia; Ostreida; Ostreidae
Product: perlucin-like protein
Exons: 3
Coding region: 1-345 (114 amino acids)
Molecular function (GO): signaling receptor activity
Source: RefSeq, a predicted model, not a curated record
AUGGCAAGUCCAAACAACUUCGAGGUUGACUUGGAAGAGACACUGUUUGGCAAGCUUGUUGAGGUAGAGACUCCAGAAGAAAACACAUUUUUGACAAACAUUGCGAAACAAGAAAGAAUUGAUAUUCGGCUUGGGAUGAUUGAUGCCUUUGUGGAGGGCAAAUGGGUGUACCUAUCGUCAUUGAAAGCUUUGACGUUUACCAACUGGAGCUGGGGAAAUCCCGACAAUUUAUUUAAUCAAGACUGUGCUACGUUAGCAAGCUAUAAAAAGUAUAAGUGGGAUGACGAGGAUUGUACAGAGCAAAGGAACUUUGUUUGUGAGAGAUUGAUUGGUUCAGGCUCAUGA